AUGAAUCAAUCCAACAAGCCUGCUAAAGUCAGCCAUGGUGAAGACAUUGUCACCUUUAAUGUUGGCGGUGAACUCUUCACGACUUAUCGCAGCACUGUUCUUGAAUCUGACUCCACCGUCCUUCAUGAUUUGGUAAACAAAAACAGACCUCAACAAGACUUGAAAAUGCAGCAAGAGCCAAUUUUCAUUGAUCGCAAUGGUGAGUUGUUUCGCGAUGUUAUAUUCUAUCUGAGAACCAACCACAUCUACACAAAGGAUUUGGCGAAGCUCGCAGCACUGGUUAAAGAAGCCAUCUACUAUGAAAUCGACAGCAUGGGUGACGCAUUGCAAGAGUCAAUUGAUGCAACCAAAAUACAACAGGAAAAGCGUCAGAAGAAGCCCAGAGUAGUAUUGAUGGAUGUCAAGGAAAUGUGCAAAACUCUUAGCGAUACCAAAGCAGCCCACCCUACCACAUACAAAAUCGUAGAGGAGAGAGAUGGCGUAGAGAAAACAUACUCAGUCCUUGAUAUUGUGUACGUCAAAGACAUCAACACCUGCUUUGAGCAUGGCAAACCUUACUGUGCUUGCUCUUCUACUCCCAAGCUUGUCUUGGCUCCAAAGAGCACUGAACAAUAA
Molecule: messenger RNA, 615 nt
Organism: Mucor velutinosus
Lineage: Eukaryota; Fungi; Mucoromycota; Mucoromycetes; Mucorales; Mucoraceae
Exons: 1
Coding region: 1-615 (204 amino acids)
Biological process (GO): protein homooligomerization
Source: RefSeq, a predicted model, not a curated record